AUGAUAAAGGUGCUGCAAGAAGCUACGGAGGCAACAUAUGGAUAUAGGCCAAGUUAUAGGAAGGUGUGGAUGGCAAAACAGAAGGCUGUUGCGCAUAUAUAUGGGGAUUGGGAGGAGUCCUAUGCUGAGUUGCCACGUUGGAUGCUAGGGGUACAAGCCACGCUGGAGGGAACCAUGGUAGUGUUGAAGACUUCUCCAGUGCGUAUUGGUGAUCAGGUUGAUGAGUCCACGAGGUAUUUUCAUCAUCUUUUCUGGACAUUCCCUCCAUGCAUUGAAGUAUUUAAGCAUUGCAAGCCACUAGUGAGCAUCGACGUGACUCAUCUAUAUGGGAAGUAUGGUGGGACUUUGCUUCUGGCAAUCACGCAAGAUGGAAACUCGAACAUCUUGCCCGUAGCCUUUGCUCUCGUGGAGGGGGAGAAUGCGGAGUCUUGGGCUUUUUUCUUAUCCCACUUGUGUCAACAUGUGACUCCACAAGAAGGCAUUCUGGUGAUUUUUGAUAGGCAUAAUGGCAUUAAGGCUGCAUUAGAGGCAACUGAUAGUUCGUGGCGACUGCCUCACGCGUAUCGAGCAUAUUGCAUUCGACAUGUUACCGUUAACUUUGCCCUAAGUUUCAAGGGUCAGGAUGCGAGAAGGCUAUUAGUGAAUGAAGCGUACGCUAAGACUGAGGCAGAGUUUGACUAUUGGUUUGAUAUCAUGCGGACUGAGAAUUCGGCCAUGUGUGAAUGGGCCAACUGA
Arachis duranensis is the source of this 735-nucleotide messenger RNA. RefSeq lists its product as uncharacterized. The transcript has a single exon. Bases 1 to 735 code for a protein of 244 amino acids. The record is from RefSeq and is a predicted model, not a curated record. Lineage: Eukaryota; Viridiplantae; Streptophyta; Magnoliopsida; Fabales; Fabaceae.